GCACCACUGAUGUAACUUUCAUUUCCUGAUCGCGAUGUUACGGACGCUGUGUCGGACCGGCGGCCUCAUUUUGCAGCAGACCCAGCGGACCGUGCCGAGGUUGUGUGUUAACCCAGUUCAGCAGCGAUGGGCGUCCAGCCUGCCCAUGAACACCGUGGUGCUGUUUGUGCCCCAGCAGGAGGCUUGGGUGGUGGAGAGGAUGGGUCGCUUCCAUCGGAUCUUGGAGCCGGGUUUGAACUUCCUCAUACCCAUACUUGACAGAAUUCGCUAUGUUCAAAGUCUCAAAGAAAUUGUGAUUGAUGUCCCAGAGCAGUCUGCAGUAUCCCUAGAUAAUGUAACACUGCAGAUUGAUGGCGUGCUUUACUUAAGGAUACUAGACCCUUUUAAGGCCAGCUACGGUGUUGAGGAUCCAGAGUAUGCUGUCACACAGUUGGCACAGACCACCAUGCGUUCAGAACUGGGCAAACUCACAUUGGACAAAGUGUUCCGAGAAAGGGAGUCUCUGAAUUCCAACAUCGUCCAUUCCAUCAACCAAGCUUCAGACGAGUGGGGAAUCCGUUGCCUUCGUUACGAAAUCAAAGAUAUACACGUUCCACCUCGUGUCAAAGAGUCCAUGCAGAUGCAGGUGGAAGCUGAGCGUAAAAAGAGAGCCACGGUGCUGGAGUCUGAGGGGACAAGAGAAUCAGCCAUUAACGUCGCUGAGGGUCGUAAACAAGCACAGAUCUUAGCCUCGGAGGGUGAAAAAGCAGAACAGAUCAAUAAAGCGGCUGGUGAGGCUCAAGCAGUUCUAGCCAAAGCUGAGGCCAAAGCCAAGGCCAUCCGUAUGUUGUCAGAUGCUUUGACAGAGCAGAAUGGAAAUGCUGCCGCUUCGCUAAGUGUAGCCGAGCAGUACGUGUCUGCUUUCUCAAACCUCGCUAAAGAGUCAAACACCAUCCUUCUGCCCUCUAACACUGGUGACAUUAGUGGAAUGGUUUCGCAGGCUAUGACUAUUUAUAGCACGCUGGCAAAGCCAAGCAUGAGGGUAACUCCAGAGGUUUUGGAGGAGAACCGUGAAGAGGCUGCGAACCCGUCGGGAUCACCUCAAGAACAAAGAAUUAAUGAAUGAACUCAAACUAAUAAAUGACACAGAACCAGAAGAA
Neolamprologus brichardi is the source of this 1139-nucleotide messenger RNA. RefSeq names its product stomatin (EPB72)-like 2 (gene stoml2). Gene Ontology annotation, biological process: mitochondrion organization. The record is from RefSeq and is a predicted model, not a curated record. Lineage: Eukaryota; Metazoa; Chordata; Actinopteri; Cichliformes; Cichlidae. Gene Ontology annotation, cellular component: membrane; mitochondrion.